This is a messenger RNA of Pistacia vera, 2588 nucleotides long. RefSeq names its product probable auxin efflux carrier component 1c. Gene Ontology annotation, cellular component: plasma membrane; endoplasmic reticulum. The record is from RefSeq and is a predicted model, not a curated record. Gene Ontology annotation, biological process: auxin polar transport; auxin export across the plasma membrane. Gene Ontology annotation, molecular function: auxin efflux transmembrane transporter activity. Lineage: Eukaryota; Viridiplantae; Streptophyta; Magnoliopsida; Sapindales; Anacardiaceae.
CACCUUGAGGGAAAAGGUGUGUUAAAACAAGUACUUGGAGACACACCCCACCUCCUCUUCCUCCUCCUCCAAAUCAAAAACCAAAAUGCUUUUUCUUUAAUUUCAAGUCUUUAUUAUACUUUUGUUUGGCUAUUGAAGCUAGAGCCCUCCCAAGUUAUUAUCAAAUUAUCUCUUCAAAUCCAAACAAUACUUAAAACAAAAAGGAUAAAAACAAAGGAAAAAAAAUUUAAAAAGCAAAUUCUCUUGCUUUGGGGACUGCAAGUGCAAGCUUGCUCACAGCUCUCAAAGCUGUAUUCUGAAAAAAAAUUCCUCUUCCUUCUGCCUUAUUACCCACCACCACUCCAAAACCCCAUAAACACAUGCUCUUCAGUUUCAUUUGUCUUCUUCAUCAUCACCUCCACCAUCUCCAGAACCCAAAACUAAACCCCCUUCAUUUUCUUUGCUUCUUAUUCUCUUUUGAGUUUUUUGUUGGAGGUAUUCAAGUUUGAGUUGUUCAAGUUUCAUCACCAAAGAUGAUUACUGCUUUAGAUUUUUACCAUGUCAUGACUGCAAUGGUUCCACUUUACGUGGCCAUGAUCUUAGCUUAUGGCUCUGUGAAAUGGUGGAAGAUUUUCACUCCCGAUCAGUGCUCCGGCAUCAACCGUUUUGUUGCUCUCUUUGCCGUUCCUCUUCUUUCUUUUCAUUUCAUCUCUACCAAUGAUCCCUACGCCAUGAACUUUCGGUUCAUUGCUGCUGAUACUCUCCAGAAAAUCAUCGUUCUUGUGGUUUUGGCUAUUUGGACAAGGGUGAGCAAAAGGGGUUGUUUGGAAUGGACAAUUACUCUCUUUUCUUUAUCAACUUUGCCCAACACUCUUGUUAUGGGGAUUCCUUUGCUUAAAGGAAUGUAUGGCGAGUUCUCCGGGAGUUUGAUGGUGCAAAUUGUUGUGCUUCAAUGUAUUAUUUGGUACACUUUGAUGCUGUUUUUGUUUGAAUAUAGAGGUGCCCGGAUGCUCAUUUCUGAGCAAUUUCCAGACACUGCUGGCUCCAUUGUUUCCAUUCAUGUUGACUCUGAUAUCAUGUCACUUGAUGGGAGGCAGCCUCUUGAAACGGAAGCUGAGAUCAAAGAAGAUGGGAAACUCCAUGUUACUGUGAGAAAAUCUAAUGCCUCAAGGUCCGAUAUUUUCUCUAGAAGGUCUCAAGGCCUUUCUUCAACAACUCCUCGCCCUUCAAACCUCACCAAUGCUGAGAUUUACUCCUUGCAAUCUUCAAGAAACCCAACUCCUCGAGGCUCUAGCUUCAACCACACUGAUUUUUACUCCAUGAUGGCUGGUGGACGCAGCUCAAACUUUGGAGCUGGUGAUGUUUAUGGCUUGUCAGCUUCAAGAGGCCCAACUCCAAGGCCUUCCAAUUAUGAAGAAGAUGGUGCUGCAGCCGCCACCGCCACCGCCAAGUCAAGGUUCCAUUACCACCCCCCCGGUAGUGGUGCAGCCCAUUAUCCAGCUCCGAACCCUGGAAUGUUUUCACCAACUGGGUCCAAAGCCGCUGCUGCUGCGGCUGCUGCAAAUAAUGUUACUACUGCCAAGAGGCCUAAUGGUCAAGCUCAGCAGAAACCUGAGGAGGGUUCAAGAGAUCUUCAUAUGUUUGUUUGGAGUUCAAGUGCUUCUCCAGUCUCUGAUGUGUUUGGUGGCCAUGAUUAUGGAGCUAAUGAGCAAAAAGAUGUUAGAUUAUCCAUGUCUCCAGGAAAAGUGGAGGGUCACAGGGAGAAUCCUGAAGGAGAGUACAACAUUGAGAGAGAUGAUUUCAGUUUUGGGAACAGAGGAAUAGAGAACAACCAUGAAGGAGAAAAAGUGGGAGAUGGAAAACCAAAAACUAUGCCACCAACAAGUGUAAUGACAAGGCUGAUUUUGAUUAUGGUUUGGAGGAAACUUAUCAGAAAUCCCAACACUUAUUCAAGCUUGAUAGGCCUUACAUGGUCACUGGUUUCUUUCAGGUGGCAUGUAGAAAUGCCUGCCAUUAUAGCAAAGUCUAUUUCCAUUCUGUCAGAUGCAGGCUUAGGCAUGGCCAUGUUCAGUCUUGGUCAGUUUGUCAUGGCUUUGCAACCAAGGAUCAUAGGUGGAAAUUCCAUUGCAGCUUUUGCUCGCGUGAGAUUCCUUACAGGUCCAGCUGUCAUGGCAGCCGCUUCCAUUGCUGUUGGGUUAAAGGGCGUUCUGUUACACGUUGCCAUUGUUCAGGCAGCUCUCCCACAAGGAAUUGUCCCCUUUGUCUUUGCUAAGGAAUACAAUGUACACCCUGAUAUUCUAAGCACUGCGGUUAUAUUUGGGAUGCUAAUUGCAUUGCCCAUAACACUUGUUUACUACAUUUUCAUGGGGCUAUGAAGUGGCUAAAGUUAUCAAUUUAUCUUUGGAAUCCUUUUGGAAAGGCCAUAGGGUUAGUAGGGCACCCACAAAGGAAGUGGAAAUUGAAACGACAAAGAGGAGCAAUUUGGAAUAUUUCUCAUCAAAUGCCUUUUUUUUUUUUUUAAAUUUUAAUUUUCUUUUUCUUUUUCCCCCUUUUUGCUAGUAAAAUUGUAAAAUCAUGUUUGUAGUUGAUUUAUAAAAGGUAUUUCUCUA